Arabidopsis thaliana (thale cress) is the source of this 183-nucleotide messenger RNA. RefSeq lists its product as uncharacterized. NCBI's taxonomy places the organism in Eukaryota, Viridiplantae, Streptophyta, Magnoliopsida, Brassicales, Brassicaceae. Bases 1 to 183 code for a protein of 60 amino acids. The transcript has 2 exons. The record is from RefSeq and is marked reviewed.
AUGAUUUAUUUCUAUAAAAUAACAAUCAUCUCAUACACAUUAAUCUCGUUGUGUGUCAUCUAUUUCAUUGAAAUAGUUAAAACUAUUACAACCAAAGAUUGCCUCAAACUCAAAGUAAUGCAUAGUUUCACAUGUCGAUACAAAUUUUGUUUUGUCCUUUUAUCCCAAGAAAAUAAAAAUUAA